GCGCCCUUCAUUGCCAUGCACUCUGUUCUGUGUUAGCACUCUUUUGCACAUGUAGUGUCCAAUUGGAAAAGCAUUAGUUUCAUCCUUAUUAGACCAUCCUAUUUUCCUGUGGUUUCUCUAAUCGAUCUAAAGGGCUAUCUUCCAGCUUUUGUCUUUGUUGUUAAGGGGUCUGUUUGUUUCCCUAGAAAAAAAAACCUGGGUGCCAUACAUGAACACCAAAGACUGUUCUCAAGGUUUUUGUAGCUUGUAUUGUCCACAAUGGUGUUAUAUCGUCUUCUCUCCUCCACCUCCUAUGGGAUUCCCUCAUGAUGAUUCAGCCUCUAAUUUCUCCCCUCUUAUGAUUACAAUCAUUGGCAUUUUAGCCUGUGCUUUUAUUCUACUAAGUUACUAUACCAUAAUAUAUAAAUAUUGUGGGAAAAAUGUGAGGAGGAGAGAGGUUCAUGGAAGUGGUGGUGAAAUGUUGGACGACAAUCACAACCCAUCUACUCAUGAGCCAUGGCAGGCUUCAUCUACCGGUUUGGAUGAGGCUCUCAUCAACUCCAUUACGGUUUGCAAAUACAGAAAGGGCGAUAACUCGGUCGAAGGAACGGAUUGCUCCGUUUGCCUCAACGAGUUCCAACAAGACGAAAGUUUAAGGCUCUUGCCUAAAUGCAGCCAUGCUUUCCAUGUCCAUUGCAUUGAUGCAUGGCUUAGUUCUCAUUCGAAUUGCCCUCUGUGCCGUGCUAGUAUAACCUUUGUUAGCGCUCCACCGGUGACGGAACCCCCUCCCAGCAAUGAACUUUCGCAGGACGAAAACGUAGCAGCCGCCGCAAAUGAUGUAGGCAACGCUCAAGGAAGGAACGCCGUGAUCGAGAUUCGAGACGAAGGUCAUCAGCAUAUGAGAAGAUCAGUUUCCAUGGAUCAUUUACAUCAAACCCAACUUUCAGUUGCUGAUAUUUUGCUUAUGAAUCAAGACGAAGCGUGCCAGUUUGCAUCGGUUAUCGCUGGAUCAUCGAAACAAUCCACAGAAGCCAGUAAGAAUAGCAAUAAAACGAGGGUCUUGCACUGUGUGAUGAACCCUGUUGCAAUGAAGCGAUCCUUUUCGAGUGGUAGAUUCUUUCUUGCUAACCAAGGAAGAUCAAGAGAUCCUUCUAUUCCCUUAUAAAUCUAAAGCAAACCCUUUUUACAUAAUCCAAUCAUAUUCAUAGCAGUAUAAUCAUCUAGAGAUAAAGAGAGAUUUUGUAUCACUGUCAUCCUGUGAAAAUCAAAAGAUAUCUCAAUGCUUUUUUUAUUAUCUA
Gossypium arboreum is the source of this 1277-nucleotide messenger RNA. RefSeq names its product E3 ubiquitin-protein ligase Os04g0590900-like. The transcript has a single exon. Gene Ontology annotation, molecular function: transferase activity. NCBI's taxonomy places the organism in Eukaryota, Viridiplantae, Streptophyta, Magnoliopsida, Malvales, Malvaceae. The record is from RefSeq and is a predicted model, not a curated record. Bases 209 to 1144 code for a protein of 311 amino acids. Gene Ontology annotation, biological process: protein ubiquitination.